CGCGUCGUUUCAGUGACACAGAUCCAUAAAUCAGACCACCCCAAAUUCCACCCGCCGCCCCCCCAAAAAAUGGCUUCCACCACGGCGGCGAUGAUGUCAGCUCUCCUCCUCCUCUUCCUCGCCACUGCAACCACCGUCACGGAAGCACAGGGCGGCGGCAGCAACGCGCCCUCGUGCGCCUCGAAGCUGAUCCCCUGCGCAAGCUACAUCAGCAACACCUCCGUGACCCCGCCGGCGAGCUGCUGCGAUCCGAUCAAGGAAGCCGUGCGGACGGAGCUGCCUUGCCUCUGCAACCUCUACAACACUCCCGGCCUCCUCGCUUCCUUCGGGAUCAAUGUCACCCAGGCCGUAGCUCUCACCACGCGCUGUGGCAUCAGCGCCGAUACCAGCUCUUGCAGCAGAGUUACGCCCGGUGGAGCAGGUUCCCCUGCAGCCAGCGCCGUUCCACCGCCACCGCCAGGGUCAAGCUCCAACAGCGGGAGCAGGAUGAUGGCAUGGACUGGAGCAUGGAGCUUGGUCUUGAUAUGGGUUGCAUCGUCCUCGUUUUAGAAACAUUAUUAUUAUUAUUAUUAUUAUUUUCUAGUGUCUGUGACAUUUAAUUUGUAGAGGCGAUGGUGGGACUGGGAGGCCCAGAGGGGAGUGAUGAGUGAGAUUGUUUGUGGAUUAUGCUGAAGGAGGGAGAGUGAGUGAUUAUGUUGUUUUGUUUAUCUUAAGGGUGUGUGGGUAUUAGUGGCUAAUAUUUCGAGGAUGUUGUUUGUUGUGCCUUAAUAAUUUUUUGAUGAUUCAGACUAUUGUUGUUCCACUCUCCCGCGUCUUGCAAUAAUAUUCCUCCUUCAGCUGAUGCACAUGAUUGGGGUGUUAGCCUCACCCUACAUAUCAUUGAUCUCGUUGGACUCGACUUAAUAUUUGGGUGGGGUUAGUUUAUCUAUAGAGUCAAUUUAACGUUGUGUCAUCUUUUAAUUCGGUAAGAGUCAGGUACAGUCGAGUUACUUUUUUGCCCCUAUGAACAAUAUAUAGUAACAACUAAUGGUUUGAAAUUGGGAGUGGAUAGUAUACCACCAACCUAGACCUUUUGUAAAGUUUUAAUUAAGUACUAUAAUGCAAGGUGAAAGUAUAAAAUGGUACUCAAAUAUAAUUUUACGACCCAAAAUUCUGGACCCAUUUGUAAGAAAUAAGUUUUAGAUACUAAUUGUAAAAAAUUGGGCAACAAAAUGUAAUUUCCAAAAAUAAGUUUGUUGAUUGAUUUGAGUCAUCCUGGUGGCUUGGCCCGCUCCCGCUCGAGCGGGUCAGACAGGGUCAAGGAGGAAACUUGCAUUGGGAGGGAGGGUCAGUUUUAUAAAUUGCCAUUGUGAGCCGGUCAAACCGGGUUCUUACAAGUCAUAGAAGAGUUUGGACAAAGUUUCAACACUAUCCAACUCAUUAAAAACUUAUUUAUAAAAUUACAAUUUAGUAUCUAUAUAAUUUAUAUUCUACAAUUUUGUAUCUAAUUAUUUUUAUAUUUUCACAUUGAAUAUAAUUUAAAAUUUUAU
Messenger RNA from Linum trigynum, 1529 nucleotides. Lineage: Eukaryota; Viridiplantae; Streptophyta; Magnoliopsida; Malpighiales; Linaceae. The record is from the annotation of a GenBank genome assembly.